AUGGCGGCCCCCACUGGAACGUGCUGCAAAAUUGGUCCAUCUAUUCUCAACGCUGAUCUGUCGAAUUUGGCCUCAGAAUGUCAGCGAAUGAUGGACUCUGGAUCGGAUUUCCUGCAUCUUGAUGUCAUGGACGGUCAUUUUGUUCCGAAUUUAACAUUUGGUCAUCCUGUCGUGAAAUGUUUGCGACCCAAAUUACCGGGUGUGUACUUUGAAAUGCACAUGAUGGUAAACAACCCGGAAAAGUGGGUUGAAGGGAUGGCUGAUGCAGGGGCAGAUCUCUACACCUUCCAUAUUGAGGGCUCAGAUGACCCAAUGACAUGCAUUCGCAAGAUCAAGGAAGCGGGAAUGAGGGCUGGGGUGGGGAUUAAGCCUGGUACCCCUGUGGAGAGUCUGUUGCCCUUACUGAAGGAAGUAGACUGGGUAAUCAUCAUGACAGUGGAGCCUGGCUUUGGGGGUCAGAAAUUCAUGGAAGAUAUGAUGCCAAAGGUUCGGUAUCUACGAGAAAACUUUCGAACAUUAGACAUAGAAGUGGAUGGAGGAGUUGGUCCCAAAACUAUUCAUCAGUGUGCUGAGGCCGGUGCUAACGUAAUUGUGUCCGGGAGUGCUGUGGUUAUGAGUGAUGACCCUAAGGAGACAAUCCGCAUGAUGCGGCAGGUGGUGGAGGAGGCAAUGCCCAAGCCAUUGGUAGAGCGAUGACUCAUGGAGAACUUUCAGAGUUGUAUUAAAUGUGUACAUGUAUGAAUAUGAAAUUAUAAUACUUCCAUUCCGGGGAGUGCAGACUCAUGGCAGGUUUUGUCAUUCUGCUGUAUAGUUCUGCUGUAUAGCUCUGCAACUUUUCGAGAUUCAUACAUGGUAGUAACUGAUCUGCACAUGUACAAUGAGGUUACGUUGUCGAAUCCAGCACUUGCUGGUGUAGCUGAUACCUGAGUGGCAGCUUUGAUCAUGCGACAAGCAAGUAGCUCAAGAAAAGUUACAGGAAAUCCUGAAAUUGGCACCAAAUUGAAAUUCUAAAAGUGCAUAAAUUUGGACAUGAAAUAAUAGAAAAAUUGAGCACGAACAGAAUUAUUCUCAGGAUUAGCACUGGUUAACAUGACAGAACUUGUGUAUAUUUAUCAGUUUGCCAAGCACUGUUAGGGGGAAUGAUGCCCACAGUUAUCUUCCCUUGAUGGCAUCACAUCUUUAUUUUUUAAAUCUCUGAGGAGUGAUUUCUGUAAGGGUUGAUUUAAGGUUCAUGAUAGUUUUAUGGUUACCAGAACAUCUAUAUCAGAAGGAUAACUGGAAAUUAUCAUGUUCUGUGUGCAGAAUUUGGAAGAAAGAAAGGAAUAUACAUAGCAUUUUGAGAAAUUCAUUCAAGAAAACAAAUUCAAUUCACCAU
Liolophura sinensis is the source of this 1375-nucleotide messenger RNA. RefSeq names its product ribulose-phosphate 3-epimerase-like. The record is from RefSeq and is a predicted model, not a curated record. Gene Ontology annotation, molecular function: D-ribulose-phosphate 3-epimerase activity. The transcript is spliced from 5 exons. The coding region runs from base 1 to 696 and encodes 231 amino acids. Gene Ontology annotation, biological process: carbohydrate metabolic process; pentose-phosphate shunt. Lineage: Eukaryota; Metazoa; Mollusca; Polyplacophora; Chitonida; Chitonidae.